Molecule: messenger RNA, 4143 nt
Organism: Rhopilema esculentum
Lineage: Eukaryota; Metazoa; Cnidaria; Scyphozoa; Rhizostomeae; Rhizostomatidae
Source: RefSeq, a predicted model, not a curated record
AUUCACUCGAUCUCUCACGCAGAAAAAGGAAAAAAAACAACUUUGUGUCUUGAGAAUUAUUCAUGCGUUGGACCUAGUCCCAAAAGCGUGCAUCGCUGGAUAGUAGGUCCCUUUGGGAUUCUGUCGUAUUUAUUAUGGAUUUGUGUUGCAAACCAUCAUUUCGGAGAUGCUGUGUGGUGAGUGACAGUCUAGUAUUUGUUGUAAUGUGCAGGUUGUAAUUGUCGUUUUGCUGUUCGCGAAACCAUCUGACGAAAUCUGACUUGGCAAGACCGACAGUGGCUGGAAAAAGGUGAUUUAAAGACGACAUUUUUGGUUCAUCUUCGAAGCAAAUCGUCAUGAAGUUAUUCCUAUGGCUGAUCUUAACCCAGUGGUCAUUCUGUGUAUCCGAGGGCAAUUUUCUUUCCGGUCUAUCAAUGGAAAUGGAUAGAGCUGCUCUGGAUGUGAUGGAGGCGAAUUUCCCACAUAGUCGAAACGUGCGAAGCAACCAUGAGCAGUAUCAAUUUGGGAAGAAUUUAAAGGAUCUUCAAAAAAUUCUCCUGGGCAAAAUUGAGGGGAUCCAGAAGAUAGAGAUGAGCAAUCCAACUGACUUGAGCGUUUUUUCAAUGGCUGAGAAUAAGGCAUCGAACAGAUACGAAGAUUAUUCCCAAAUGCGAAUUGCCGUUGCUGAGAACUUCCAUGACCAGCUCAACUAUAGUUCUUUUGUGAAAAUUUACUCAUACAAAACCGAUUCUUUCAAGCUAGAGGUAAAAUUGACGGAACAUGCCCCAUACAGGCUUGAGCAUUUUACGAUUUAUAACAGCGGUGGUGAAUUUAUGAACAGUUAUCUAGCUGUUGGAGGCUUUCUUCCGAACCAGAAAAUAGGAAGCCCAAACACCCAGCUCAGUAUAUAUGAACAGGGCAAUCAAUGGGUCAGAGUAUUUCAGAUGUCCAUGGCAGUCACUGCCCUCAGGUUUGUCUCGACUCAAAAUGUUGAUAUGCUGGUAGUUGCCGAAAAGAUUUCAGAGUUUUCAUGCUUUGUCACAUCUCUGAGGUAUGAUCCUUACAAAAAAAAAUUUGUCCUUCAUGACCGUUUUCCAGUGGCUAAAGUCACUGAUAUUGAAGUUGUCAAAUACGGAAAAGACUAUUACCUUCUUAUGGCUGUAUAUCAAGACUAUUUUGGCAAUCUCCAGGCUGACUCUCUAAUCUAUAAGUAUAAUUCAAUUGAUAGAAAAUUUAGGCCUUAUUCUAGUUUUCAUACGAUUGGUGUUUUGGAUUUGAACGUAUUUACAUAUGAAAGCAAUGUUUAUGUCAUUACUGCAUACGAAGCAAGUGGUCAUAAAGAUAAUAAGAAGUUUGGUAUUCCUUCUGCUAUCUACCGUGUGCAGGAACCAUUUAAACUGAAGCCUGUUACGACAAUUUCAACAGUUGCUGCUAGACAAACAACUACGGUUAUCUUUCCCUCUUGCACUUCAAAGAUAUUAAUAAUCGCCAUCGAUAAUAGUGAUAACAUUGAUCAAAUGAGCUUACACGUGUUUGAUGCUCGGGCUGAGAAGGUGACCAAUCAACCUCUAUCUUUUUACAAAAGUAGCAGUCACAAUGGCAAGCCAAACCCUUCUAAACUUGCCGCCUACUUCAUUGGUAAGAGACUUUUCGUGCUUCUUGCCACUGCUAAUAAACAAGUUGAUAACCUUCUGGAAAUCAAAUAUGAAAUAGAGGAUACUGGCAAUCCCCUUCAGAAACUAAUCGAAAGCACAAAACUAGAGUUAGAUAAGACCGAAAGCAGUUUACGGUCUAUGGAGAGCUUCAUUGUUAACGGGUACAAAACUUUAAAGGGUGCUGUAAUUGCCAAAAAUGAACAGUCGCUAAACGGUACUAAAGGUUUUAUUGGGAACGUCUUUAUUGCAAACCUGACGGCGAAUUCAGUUAUAAUUGAAAAUGGGAGCAUGCUUUAUGAGACGAAUUCAACCAGGAGUAAAGCUAACCUGAAGAAAUUUGAAAGUGAAAUAGAAGUAGAUGAUCUAAAAUCUGAAUUUGAUCAGCAGGAAAGCCAAAAGAAAGUUUCAAAACAGCGUAUGUCCGAAUCUUUGUUUCUUAAUGAAGAAUACAAAAUUAACGGAUCUUACAAAUUUCACACUGUUACCCUGAAUGGCGACUUUCAUUUCGGGACUGUAGUGGUUUCAAAGGUCAAUGACAUUGCUGUUGAUUUCCUGAUCGGUGAUACAGUGCUACGAAACGAGAGUGACGUCAUAGGCGGCCAAAAAACCUUUGAUGCUGAUUUGGUUGUAGGAAACGUAGAAGUAGCAGGGAAAAUAAAUAAAGUGGAUGUUUCUCAUGAUUUAGUAACUGUUCAUAAUGAUCAGCUCAUCAAAUCAUCAAAGAUUGAAUCAGAUGAUUGGGGUUUUAACGAUAGUUUAUAUCUCGGUGGCUCGCUAAAUUCUAUCAACAUUACCAAUGAGUUUGUUAGCGUAAGAAAACACGAAAAACUGACAGGAAAGAAGUCAUUUGCGAGUAAUCUCGAGGCUGGAGACGUAACAGUAGGUUUGCUAGACGAGGUUGCAGUGGACAAGUUUACAAAAGAUCUCUUGACUAAAAACAAUUCAAAAAAAGUUACUGGAAUAAAAACCUUUAAAAAAUCGCUACCGAUACUUGAAGAUGUGUUGGUUACAGGAUAUGUGAACAAGAUAAGUUUGAAACAGCUGAAAAGCAAAGUUUUUCGUCUAAACAAUUCAAUGUCCGAUAGGGGAAAAGCCUCCCUAGCAUUUGCGUUGCCUGUUGAAAUUCUAGGGAAUCUUACAGUCGAUGGAAAAAUAAAUUGGCUCGAAUUUUCACGUGAUUUGGUAUUGACUAGUGGGAAUCAAACAGUCGAAGGGAGAAAAACCUUCUCUAAUGGAUGCAGUGUUAAAGGGGAUGUAACUGUUAACGGACUUAUAGAUGGACUGCAAUCUGAAGAUCUCUUUCUUACGUCAUCGGAUCAGGCAGCCACUGGAAUGAAGAUUUUCGCAAACUCUUUAGUUCUAAGUGGCAAUGUCAUUUUAAGAAAAGGAAAUACAAUUGGAAGUGUUCGUUUAGCUGAACUCAGAGAAGCUGCUGCGUUAAUAUCACGUGAUCAAAAUCUCACAGGGUCUUACAAGCUUUCUGAGAUCAAUUUUGAUGAUGCAUUGGCGAUUGAUGAUGGCACAGUUCAUGGAAAACCUUUAUCUUUCUAUCAAACGUUGUUUCAAAAUGCUGUGUUACUUGAUUCUGAUCAAUCGAUCACAGCUGCAGAGAAUUUUGUCAAUCAUAUAACUGUAAAUGGAAAUCUAGAUGUAACAAAGAAGUUAAACAAGCUCUCUUUCCCGUCUGAUUAUCUUCAUAAAAUGAACGAUCAAAAUAUAUCUUCGAUUUUGAGAUUCAAUGGCAACCUGUGGCUCAAUAACGGAAUCGAGGCUCCUAAAGUGGGCAUGGCUCAGGUACGGAAUGUAAUAGUCACGAUGGACAAAGAUGGAACUAUUCUUGGAAAGAAAACGUUUCUUGAUGACAUGACUGUGGUUGGAGAUAUUGUAAGUGAAAAUGAUGCUAAGGUCACUGAGGUUUUUAACAGUCUUUUCUUGAAAAAUGGCGAUCAAAGCGUUCAGGGUUCAACGAAAACCUUUGAGAGUGCUGUUGUAUUUGGGGGCGUGAACGCAUUCGAGGACGUUUCAGUGGACACUACUGUUGAUGAUGUUGAUAUUUCAGAUCUCAACUCGAAAACAUCUAUCGAUAGUGAGUCAGUUAUUGUGGUCGAAGAAAAGAUUUUUGAUGGAACUGUAGAAGUGGGCAAAAUGAAUAUUAAAACUGUGAAUAACGUUAGCCUUGAAGAAUUGCUAAAAGAUAUAGUUACAUUGACUGGGAAUCAAAAAAUUCAAGAGUUUAAGUCAUUUGAUAGAAUGGCAAUCAGAGGAAAUCUUAUAACCAAUGCAACUAUUGAUGAUGUGGCGAUUGCAAACCUCAGUAGCAAUAUUGCCACUGUCAUGGAUGAUUUUGCUGUCGAUGGAGCUCUGAGCUUUAAUGAUAUAUCGUUAAAUGACCUAGAAGUGGAUGGGUUUAUCCAUGGAAAAGAUUUGUCUAAUAUGCGCAGAAAUAUCAUCUUAAGAUCCGAAGAUACGAAAGUAUACCAAGUCUUACUGUAUCAGGAAACCUGAAGGC